GAGUGGGGGUGUCCUGCACAGCCACUAAGAUUGCCGGUGCCGCGGAAGAAUAUUUCAACGACGCGACUGCGGAAUAUUCUUCAUGUAGAUCGCUCGCUUCACCCUUUAAAAUGACGUCGAUUUCUUGGUUUGCAUGGAGAGCAAGCCUUUGGAAUCUGCGACUUUGCUGCGUUCUGUCUUUCCAUGUCUAUGGUCACUUUCCCACGGUGUGGAUGCUGUGUGGAGGCUAGGUGUCUCACGUUGUUUCACCUAAGCCGCAUAUAACUCGUUCUCUUCUAACGACUCUCCUUCCUUCGUUUCGUCCUUUUCUUUUCCUUCCUUGUCGUCUCCGCCCUCUUCUCGGCCAACAGCAUGGCCAACAAGGAUGCAUCUGACUCGGCGGCUGGCCUAGUAACGCCGCCCAAGAAGGGCAUCAGCAAUUGGAUCAAAUUUGGUGUACCAGUUGCUAUCCUCGUCAUCAUUGGAGCUGUCCUUGGCGGUGUCCUUGGUAGCCGAGCCGCCAAAAACAACAAUAACAAUGGCAGCAGUUCGUCCAGCAGUGCCAGUUCCGGAGGGAAUGCUCCGGUGGACCCCAGUGCUGCAGCGAGCGCCGAGCAAGCUAUCGGAAUUUAUGCAACGGCGACGGACAGCUACUACAUGGUUCCGCUUUACCCAUCUACUACCAAUACAGCAGCUUUCACUACCCCCACCAUCCUUGAUACCACAGACCCAAAAUACUCUUGGCCCAAGGAUUCCUAUGCACCUUCUAAUCCUAGCGCCACAUCUGUUCGAAGCGACCGCCCUCGCCUCAUUGCACCUGCAUACAAGUGGAACGCCCUUCCCACGCUGAUCCAAAAUGACCCAUAUCUGAAAUACUGGAACGAAACUAUCUUUGGAAACGCCACGGCCUAUUACUCCCUCCCGCCCGUUGUCUAUCAUAUGGACGGUGCCAGUGGUAUUCUCGACAAUGCGCGAGAAAUCAAAGAGAGAAUCAAGGCCUUCGCGUAUGCUUACCGCAUGACCAAUGACACCAAGUGGUCUGAUCGUUGUUGGCUGGAACUCCAGAACGCCGCUGGAAACGGAACAACGGCCUUUGGACCAGAUACAGACCGCUGGAAUUCGGGUCAUUUCCUUGAUGUCGCCGAGUUUUGUUCUGCUUUCGGAAUAGCCUAUGACUGGCUAUAUAACGUCUGGACCGAUGACCAAAAGGCCCAGAUUAGGUCUACGGUGAACACGUACGGACUGUCUUUGGGUGUUGCGGCAUUCAAUGAUGCCACCGUAGCCUACGGUUGGUGGAAGGACAAUGUUGACGGCAAUUGGAAUUGUGUCUGUAACGCUGGUUUGACAUUGGCGUCACUCGCAAUCCUUGGCGACGAUACGGAAGGAUAUGCCAAUACCCUUUUGGGUCUCACUAUCCCCAACGCCGUACAGAAUUGUGCCCAAGGCGUGUCUGAUGAUGGAACAUGGGCCGAGACACCCAACUACUGGUACUUCGGAACUACGGGUCAUGCUGAGAUGGCUUCAUCCCUUCUCACAGCGACGGGCUCAGACUAUGGCCUACUAUCUUCCAAUGCCGAUUUCUUCAGAACGGGCAACUUCCAUAUGCACGUCUUCGGCCCCACCUCCCUCUUCGACUGGGGCGACCACGGUCCGAACAAGUUCUCCUCUACCGCCAACUCCAUCAUCUUCUAUGGUUCACACUACAACGAGUCAUCAUAUAUGCUCUUCCAGCGCGAGCAGCACGAUGCCGCUGAGCCAUGGUCUAUGUUCUGGUACGAUCCUGCUAGUGCAGGUGCUUUCUGGGAUGGGAAGGAGUUGGAUUCGUUUUUCGGCAACGAGCUGGAUCAGUGGGUCGCUAUGAGGAGCAGCUGGACGGAUAUCAAUGCGUUAUACGUAGCCAUGAAGGCAGGUUUAAACCAAGGUCAUCAGACACACAACGAUCUUGACGUCGGCGAUUUCGUUAUUGAUGCCCUCGGCACACGGUGGGCUGGAGAGUUGGGUUCUGGCGAUUACCUAGCUCCCAACUACUUCAGCAACGACUCUCAAAACAGCGACCGAUGGAAGUACUACAGGAAGAUGACCGAGGGGCAGAACACUAUUUUGAUCAACCAAGCUAAUCAGCUCGUCACUGCUAAACCAACCAUUACUAGGAAUGGAACGACUGGUACCAAGCAAGGUUCAAGUACGGUCAUUUCGCUGGAGGAUGGUUCGACAGCUUUCUGGGUGGCUGACAUCAGCAGUGCCUACAAUGAUGCUUCUUCUGUCAAACGCGGUGUACGGAUGCUGAACCAAAGAAAACAAGUUCUCAUCCAGGACGAAAUCACCUCGACUGCUGGCAUUCAAUGGCGCAUGCAUACCAACGCGACUGUAACUACUAAUGGCGCAUCUGCAACUCUCGUUCGUGACGGUAAAACUAUGGAGGUUUCCAUUCUCAGCCCUAGCGGAGCUACUUUCACUACUUCGGAGGCGAAACGAUUUGACACGGACCCCACACCUCCUGCACCGGACCAGGAAAACCCUGGGAUCACCGUCCUUAUCAUAGCGCUGAACGCCGGGACGCAAAACAUACAAGUGUUGUUUAACCCUCAGUGGAAUGAUGGUACCCAGUUCAAGACUCCUAGCGGAGUAGCUCUCGAUGACUGGUCUCUGACUAGUCACAAUUGACGAUUUUCGGACGAACUAUGUUUCUGCGUUUCUCACAUUGUAGAAUAUCUGUUAUACCAAUGGACUGUUGAUAAGCGCGUGUGGUAUACCGUAAUACUGUAUUGAUGAACACUUAU
Desarmillaria tabescens is the source of this 2759-nucleotide messenger RNA. RefSeq names its product chondroitin AC/alginate lyase. NCBI's taxonomy places the organism in Eukaryota, Fungi, Basidiomycota, Agaricomycetes, Agaricales, Physalacriaceae. The coding region runs from base 352 to 2643 and encodes 763 amino acids. The transcript is spliced from 4 exons. The record is from RefSeq and is a predicted model, not a curated record. Gene Ontology annotation, molecular function: lyase activity.